AGACGAUGAGGAGAAGAAGAGCUUUGCAGGUUUUAGAGAGAAACGGGAGCCGAUCUGCUGAAGAAUAAUCUGCUACAGAUGACCAUGCUUUCCACGUGCCUUCCUGCACAUUUCUAAGUAACAUCCGUAAACACAUCCAGAAGCUGCCCAAAUAAAUUAAUGCUGAAUGUGAGAAUAUGGCAUCCAGAAGCUCCAGUACUCAGAAAAUUUCCUCUGCUGAUCUUCACACAAACUCACCUUGCAAACCAACACAGAAGACUACAGGCAAAAAAAGAGCUCACUCCUGCUCAGAGUGUGGAAAAGGCUUUACUACACAGAGUCAUCUCCAAAGACACCAGCGCAUUCACACAGGAGAGGAACCGUAUCACUGCUCACAGUGUGGGAAGAGAUUUAGUCGACAGAGUAAUCUCCAAACACACCAGCGCAUUCACACAGGAGAGAAACCAUAUUACUGCUCAGAGUGUGGAAAAAGUUUUGCUGUACAGUGCAAUCUUCAAUCACACCAGCGCAUUCACACAGGAGAGAAAUCGUAUUACUGCUCAGAGUGUGGACUGAGCUUUAGAAGAUGUAGUGACCUCAGAAAACAUCAGCGCAUUCACACAGGAGAGAAACCAUAUCACUGCUCGGACUGUGGCAAGAGAUUUAGUCAACAGAGUCAUCUCCAAAGACACGAGCGCAUUCACACAGGAGAGAAACCGUAUCACUGCUCAGACUGUGGGAAGAGUUUUACUCAACAGAGUAGUCUCCAAAAACAUCAGCGCAUUCACACAGGAGAGAAACCGUAUCACUGCUCAGACUGUGGACAAAGUUUUGCUGUACAGAGUAGUCUCCAAACACACCAACGUAUUCACACAGGAGAGAAACCGUAUUACUGCUCAGACUGUGGACAGAGUUUUACUACGCAGAGUCAUCUCCAAAGACAUCAGCGCGUUCACACAGGAGAGAAACCGUAUUACUGCUCAGACUGUGGCAAGAGUUUUACUCAACAGAGUAAUCUCCAAACACACCAGCGCAUUCACACAGGAGAGAAACCGUAUUACUGCUCAGACUGUGGGAAGAGUUUUACUCAACAGAGUAAUCUCCGAACACACCAGCACAUUCACACAGGAGAGAAACUGUAUCACUGCUCAGAGUGUGGCAAGAGAUUUAAUAGACAGAGUCAUCUCCAAAUACACCAGCGCAUUCACACAGGAGAGAAACCGUAUCACUGCAUUGAAUGUGGGAAGAGUUUUAGAGAAAGUGGUGCCCUCAAGAUUCACCAGCGGAUUCACACCUGAAAGAAACUGCAUCAUUACAACACAUGCACUUUAUGAUUCAAGUGGGUCUGACUGUUCCCAAUAAGAUGUAUUUGAGCUUCGUAUAUAAUUAGAAGAAAUGUAUACUCCGUGCAGAAUUUAAAUUUAUGAACAGUCGAAGAAACUGGGCUGACAUGUUCAGACUGUCUAGUGCUGGUAAGGACAGAAUCCAGAAGACAGUACCUGUCUUAAUUUGGUAACAUCUGAACAAUGAAGCAGAGCUGCUCUAGUAAUAUAUAUACACACACACACACCUGGAAGGACAGAUCGGGAUUGGUCAACAUGUUUUUUUUAUUAUUAUUAUUAUUAAUGUUAUUAUUAUUAAUUUAUCUAAUGCAACUGAGAAGCAUUUAGGAUUAAACAUGAAAUUAGACAGUAUGUUUCUAGCAGUAUUUGGACCAAGAGGUUGUUCAGGAGGAAAUUACUCAAUAUCCACUUUUUAAGGUAAUUCUUUAUUAGAGAGAGAGAGAGAUAGGGCUUUAUUGUCAUUCACAUCACAUGUGGUACAUGAGGUGGAACGAAACAUUGUAUUCACGGUCCAGUUAACUCCAGUGACAAACAAACAAUAAAUAGAAGG
Messenger RNA from Pygocentrus nattereri (red-bellied piranha), 1872 nucleotides. Its product is annotated as zinc finger protein 502-like. Gene Ontology annotation, biological process: central nervous system development; regulation of transcription by RNA polymerase II. Lineage: Eukaryota; Metazoa; Chordata; Actinopteri; Characiformes; Serrasalmidae. Bases 177 to 1277 code for a protein of 366 amino acids. The record is from RefSeq and is a predicted model, not a curated record. Gene Ontology annotation, cellular component: nucleus. The transcript has 2 exons. Gene Ontology annotation, molecular function: DNA-binding transcription factor activity, RNA polymerase II-specific; RNA polymerase II cis-regulatory region sequence-specific DNA binding.